Agelaius phoeniceus (red-winged blackbird) is the source of this 3651-nucleotide messenger RNA. RefSeq names its product jagged canonical Notch ligand 1 (gene JAG1). Gene Ontology annotation, cellular component: membrane. Gene Ontology annotation, biological process: multicellular organism development; Notch signaling pathway; cell communication. Lineage: Eukaryota; Metazoa; Chordata; Aves; Passeriformes; Icteridae. The record is from RefSeq and is a predicted model, not a curated record. Gene Ontology annotation, molecular function: calcium ion binding; Notch binding.
AUGCGUGCGCCCCGGCGGGCAGCCGCGGCGGCGUGCUCCAUCCUCACCCUGCUCCUGGCGCUGCGGGCCCAGGUGACUUUAGCGUCAGGACAGUUCGAGUUGGAGAUCUUAUCCAUGCAAAAUGUGAAUGGUGAACUGCAGAAUGGAAAUUGCUGCGAUGGCACCCGAAACCCAGGAGAUAAAAAAUGCACCAGAGACGAGUGUGACACCUAUUUUAAAGUUUGCCUGAAGGAGUAUCAAUCGCGGGUCACUGCUGGCGGUCCUUGCAGCUUCGGAUCCAAAUCCACUCCUGUCAUCGGAGGAAAUACCUUCAAUUUAAAGUACAACCGGAAUAAUGAAAAGAACCGGAUCGUUAUCCCCUUCAGCUUCGCCUGGCCGAGAUCCUACACGUUGCUUGUCGAGGCGUGGGAUUACAAUGAUAACUCCACAAACCCCGACCGCAUCAUCGAGAAGGCGUCGCACUCGGGCAUGAUCAACCCCAGCCGGCAGUGGCAGACGCUCAAGCACAACGCGGGCGCCGCGCACUUCGAGUACCAGAUCCGCGUCACCUGCGCCGAGCACUACUACGGCUUCGGCUGCAACAAGUUCUGCCGGCCCAGGGACGACUUCUUCACCCACCACACCUGCGACCAGAACGGCAACAAGACCUGCCUGGAAGGCUGGAUGGGACCAGAGUGCAACAAAGCUAUUUGUCGUCAGGGAUGUAGCCCCAAGCAUGGUUCUUGCACAAUUCCAGGAGAGUGCAGGUGUCAGUAUGGAUGGCAAGGCCAGUACUGUGAUAAGUGCAUUCCACACCCGGGAUGUGUCCAUGGCACUUGCAUUGAACCAUGGCAGUGCCUCUGUGAAACCAACUGGGGUGGUCAGCUCUGUGACAAAGAUCUGAACUACUGUGGAACCCACCCGCCCUGCCUGAAUGGUGGUACCUGCAGCAACACCGGCCCUGACAAAUACCAAUGUUCCUGCCCUGAGGGCUACUCAGGACAGAACUGUGAAAUUGCGGAGCACGCCUGCCUCUCCGACCCUUGUCACAACGGGGGAAGCUGCCUCGAGACAUCCACGGGAUUUGAAUGUGUGUGUGCUCCUGGCUGGGCUGGACCAACCUGCACUGACAAUAUUGAUGAUUGUUCUCCAAAUCCCUGUGGUCAUGGAGGAACUUGCCAAGAUCUAGUUGAUGGAUUUAAGUGUAUCUGCCCACCUCAGUGGACUGGCAAAACGUGCCAGCUAGAUGCCAAUGAAUGUGAGGGCAAGCCCUGUGUUAAUGCCAACUCCUGCAGGAACCUGAUUGGCAGCUACUACUGUGACUGCAUUACUGGCUGGUCUGGCCACAACUGUGAUAUAAAUAUUAACGACUGUCGUGGACAAUGUCAGAAUGGAGGAUCCUGUCGGGACUUGGUUAAUGGUUAUCGGUGUAUCUGUUCACCUGGCUAUGCAGGAGAUCACUGUGAGAAAGACAUCAAUGAAUGUGCAAGUAACCCUUGCAUGAAUGGGGGUCACUGCCAGGAUGAAAUCAAUGGAUUCCAAUGUCUGUGUCCCGCUGGUUUCUCAGGAAACCUCUGUCAGCUGGACAUAGAUUAUUGCGAGCCAAAUCCGUGCCAGAACGGCGCCCAGUGCUUCAAUCUUGCCAUGGACUAUUUCUGUAACUGCCCUGAGGAUUACGAAGGGAAGAACUGCUCCCACCUGAAGGAUCACUGCCGCACCACUCCGUGUGAAGUAAUUGACAGCUGCACUGUGGCAGUGGCUUCCAACAGCACACCCGAAGGGGUUCGCUACAUCUCUUCCAACGUUUGUGGUCCUCACGGGAAGUGCAAGAGCCAGGCAGGUGGAAAAUUCACCUGUGAAUGCAACAAAGGAUUCACCGGCACCUACUGUCAUGAGAAUAUCAAUGACUGUGAAAGCAACCCCUGUAAAAAUGGUGGCACUUGCAUUGAUGGCAUCAACUCCUACAAAUGCAUUUGUAGCGAUGGAUGGGAAGGAACAUAUUGUGAAACAAAUAUUAAUGACUGCAGUAAAAACCCUUGCCACAAUGGAGGAACUUGCCGAGACUUGGUCAACGACUUCUUCUGUGAAUGUAAAAAUGGGUGGAAAGGAAAAACUUGCCACUCCCGUGACAGCCAGUGCGAUGAGGCGACGUGCAACAACGGGGGGACGUGCUACGACGAGGGGGACACUUUCAAGUGCAUGUGUCCUGCAGGAUGGGAAGGAGCCACUUGUAACAUAGCGAGGAACAGCAGCUGCCUGCCAAACCCCUGUCACAACGGUGGUACCUGUGUGGUCAGCGGGGACUCCUUCACUUGUGUCUGCAAGGAGGGCUGGGAAGGACCCACGUGCACCCAGAACACAAAUGACUGCAGUCCCCAUCCUUGUUACAACAGUGGCACUUGUGUGGAUGGAGAGAACUGGUACCGCUGUGAGUGUGCUCCAGGCUUCGCCGGGCCCGACUGCAGGAUCAACAUCAACGAAUGCCAGUCCUCGCCCUGUGCCUUUGGAGCCACGUGUGUGGAUGAAAUUAACGGGUACCGUUGCAUUUGCCCCCCGGGUCGCAGUGGUCCAGCAUGCCAAGAAGUUACAGGAAGGCCUUGCAUUACCAGUGCUCAAGUCAUUCCAGAUGGGACUAAGUGGGAUGACGACUGCAAUACCUGUCAGUGUCUGAAUGGAAAAGUCACCUGUUCUAAGGUUUGGUGUGGCCCUCGGCCCUGUGUGCUGCACGGCAAGGGCCCUGGCGAGUGCCCUGCUGGCCAUGCCUGUGUCCCUGUGCGGGAUGAUCACUGCUUCACCCGCCCGUGUGCCGCCAUGGGGGAGUGCUGGCCCUCCAACCAGCAGCCUGUGAGGACCAAGUGCAACUCAGACUCGUACUACCAGGACAACUGUGCCAACAUCACCUUCACCUUUAACAAAGAAAUGAUGGCCCCGGGCCUUACCACAGAGCAUGUUUGCAGUGAAUUGAGGAAUCUGAAUAUUCUGAAGAAUGUUUCUGUUGAAUAUUCCAUCUAUAUUACCUGUGAGCCUUCCCACUUGGCAAAUAAUGAAAUCCAUGUUGCUAUUUCUGCAGAGGACAUUGGGGAGGAUGAAAACCCCAUCAAAGACAUCACAGAUAAGAUCAUCGACCUCGUCAGUAAGCGCGACGGGAACAACACGCUGAUCGCGGCUGUCGCCGAGGUCAGGGUGCAGCGGCGGCCGGCCAAGAGCAAAACAGAUUUCCUGGUGCCCUUGCUGAGCUCGGUGCUGACAGUAGCCUGGAUCUGUUGCCUGGUCACCGUGUUUUACUGGUGCAUCCGAAAGCGCCGGAAGCAGAGCAGCCACACCCACACGGCCUCUGACGACAACACCACCAACAACGUCAGGGAGCAGCUGAACCAGAUCAAAAAUCCCAUUGAGAAACACGGAACAAAUACUGUCCCCAUUAAAGACUACGAAAACAAAAACUCUAAAAUCGCCAAAAUAAGGACACACAACUCCGAGGUGGAGGAGGAUGACAUGGACAAGCACCAGCAGAAGGCCCGAUUUGCCAAGCAGCCAGCCUACACUUUGGUAGACAGAGAUGAAAAGCCCCCCAACAGCACCCCUACAAAACACCCAAACUGGACAAAUAAACAGGACAACAGAGACUUGGAAAGUGCACAAAGCCUAAAUCGGAUGGAGUACAUCGUAUAG